This is a messenger RNA of Silurus meridionalis, 2268 nucleotides long. RefSeq names its product class I histocompatibility antigen, F10 alpha chain-like. Gene Ontology annotation, cellular component: external side of plasma membrane. Lineage: Eukaryota; Metazoa; Chordata; Actinopteri; Siluriformes; Siluridae. Bases 1 to 858 code for a protein of 285 amino acids. Gene Ontology annotation, biological process: immune response. The record is from RefSeq and is a predicted model, not a curated record. The transcript has 8 exons.
AUGCACCUUUCAGAGCAGGUUUCAAGUGGGACUGCUUAUGGUGUACCGGUACCGGUGGAAAUCGGGCUACUGUUGGCUGAAGGAGGAGAAGGAGAGGAGGAAGACGUCUACAGAGACAGCAGGAAAGGAGAAGUGGAGGAGAGUGGAGUCCCACACUCCCUGCAGUACAUCUACACUGCCAUCACACCAACUUUUAACUGCACAGCUGUUGGUCUGGUUAAUGGAGAGCAGAUUGUGUACUACGACAGCAACACCAAGAAAAUGAUCCCAAAGACAGAGUGGGUGAAGAAGAUCGAAGUUGAUGAUCCACAGUACUGGAAAAUCCAGACAGAGCAUAUGCAGAAUCAACUGGAGUUGUUUCAAGACAAUCUACAGGUGGUGAUACAGAGCUUUAGUCACGCUAAAGGUGUUCAUACACUACUGAAGAUGUACGGCUGUGAACUUGGUGAAAACAGCACCUCUAGUGGACACUAUCAGUACAGUUAUGAUCAAAAAGAUUUCUUCCAUCUCGAUCUAAAAACUGGAACCUGGACUCCAGCUGAUGAGAAAGCUGAGAUCUUUAUAGAGGCGUGGGAUCCGGAAGGAGAGAAAGUGAAAUACUGGAAGGACUUCUUGGAGACUGACUGUGUUGAUUGGUUAAAAAAGUACCCGAUUGAUGACAUGCAGGUUUGGGGGAAUAAAGUCCAAAAACCAGGUGGAGGACCAGGUGAAGGACCAGGUGAAGGAUCAGUUGGAGGACCAGGUGGAGGAUCAGUUGAAGGACGAGGUGGAGGAUCAGUUGGUGGACCAGGUGGAAUGCAGUCUCAUGUCAUUGUUGCUGUAGUCAUGGGUCUAUUUCUUUUCAUCAUUGUUGUGUAAUCUGAUCGCUCAAGAAAUCCAUACAGGAAAAACCAUCAAGGCUUAAACUUCAUUACAUUCCACAAACCACAAGAUUUCCCACCAGAUUCAUCUCACAAGUGACCAUCUCAAGUGAAAAGUGACUUCCUGACAAGGUGUUCCAGUGUUAAUGGUUACACGUAAACAGUCAUAAUUUCAUGCUUUACUUGGGUAGAGUUUGUUUACAUUUUCUGCACGAAUGGUAGCAACACAAAAAAAAAAAAUCAUUUUAUAUUUUCUAAUUUUUCAUCAUUUUGUAUUUUGGUCGUAUCAGCCUGUCAAGAACAUUAACAUGAAGCUAAAAUGAAAAUGCCAAUUUUAUGUGUGGAGGGAAAAAACUAUGUAGACCUUAUGAUCCAAUCAGUUGUAGAAUCAGAAUUUUUAUGGAUGAAUUCUGGCUCACACUCUCUCCCAACUAUCUUGAAUGUUUCCACUCCCGAGGGGUUCUGGAGGAACGUGGUCACAUUUUGUUGUGUACUGUGUCAGCUAUAUAUGGUUAAAAUGACAAUGAAAGCUUCUUGACUUGAAUAAUCAUUGUAGAAUGCUAAUAUUUAAAUCUUUUGGAAAUGGCCUUAUAACCCUUCCCAGAUUGAUAAGCAGCAACAAUUACUUUUCUGAGAUCAUUGCUGAUAUCCUUCCUCCUUGACAUUGUGUUAACACACCCCUGAAUGCUCUAGACCAGCAAACGGCUAAAACCUGGUCUUGGACCUGGUCCCACACUUAUUGACAAUUAAUGAAUUAAGGGAUUUAAUCAGCAGCACCUGAUUGCUAUUUAGCCUCGGAAACCUUAUGAAAGGUCUACACAGAUUUUCACACAUGGCUUCUUCAUUUUUAUGUGUAAUAUGUGAUGUGGUGAUGUUUAUCUGAGGUUUUGUUUACGUCAGUUUUAGAUUUAAUAAGGGCCACAUGAUUUUGAUCAUGUCCCAAUACCUAAAACUAAUGAGGUUGCUGUGAUGUAGAAGUACUUUGUUCUUCACAUGACUGAGCAAGAACGCUUGAUAGUAUCUGCACAUUCAUUUGAACUAUUUUGCACUUUAAGUUUUUGUAUAAAUGUGUGUGGGUACAAAAAGAUUGGCAGCUCUUAGCAAACCACUAUUUUGUAGAUAGACAUCUUCAAAAGCUUUGGACAAACAUUAAGUUGGUUUUACACUGGGCGUGUUUAAUGAAGUGUGAUUGUUCCACUGAGUUGGUCAGGUUUCAGAUUUGAUGCUGCAUUUGCCUCCAUUUUACAUCAAUACUACUCGUUUAGUAUACUAAAUAUAUAUACUUUUUUUUAAUCAUCUUUCAAAUAUAAGUAUUUUGUGAAGUGUUGGAUACCAAGACCAGACCAUGUUUCUUAUUGUGAAGUUAAAAUGUGACAGUAAAAUGUCUAUUAAACGAUUUUCAUCCAGA